AUGCCAAAGUCGAGGGGCACCACAGCCACCAGCAAAGCGGCAGCGACAGCGGCGGCGGGAACGGCAGCGGCCGAACCGCAGCCCACGCUGGCCGCCGAGCUGGCCGCCGCCGAGGCCGACAACUCGACCCACCCGGACGACUCCAGCAUUCACACCCACACCGACGACGAAAGCGACUUCCAGGAUGCAGCGGACGGAACCACGCCGUCCUUGAGCGAAGCCGACGAGCCCCGGGACGAUUCCGAGACCGCUGCAGCGGACAGCACCGCCACAGAGCGGGCAUCGGCCCCUGCCGAUCCCGCAACAGUCACGGCGACAGACGAACUCGACGAUGCGUCCACGCCCAUGCCAACAGCCACAGAGUUUCCGUCCAAUAUCGCCGAUCUUUCAUCUGGCAACGGCAGCUCUGAAGCGUCUGCUCCGGUUCCCUCGACAGACGCAGCUGAUGCCGGAGAAGGCCCGUCGACCAACGAUACCGUGUCCGAAAGGUCGAAGAGUGUCGGCAAGCCACUCUCUCCUUCGCUCGACGCAGCUCCAUCCAGCUCGCCCAAGCCGACCGUUGCAAAAGGCAUCGCCGCACUCAAGGACCGGUUUGAAAGCACCGCGGCCAAAGACAGCUCGUCGCCAAAACCGCCCGUCAGGACGACGUCUCGUCCAGACUCGGACCAGCAGUCGUCGGACGGGGCAAAGGAUGCGACUUCCCUGCCUCUGAGCGCCUCGACCAUCACCAUCACCGACAGCCGCCAGGAGUCCCUGGCAGGAGACGUUGAGCCCAUUUCGUCCGCGGACGUUAAGCAAGGCGAGGGCAGUGAACUGAUCCUGGACGAGGAAAGCGCCAGGCAGACCCUCGGCGAGCAAGUCGAAAAGAUUCCGCCAUCGCAGGGAGCCACGUCUCUGCUGGAACCGGACGAGACCAUCUCGAAUCCGUUCGCCACCGACAAGGAGAGCCCACGGGCAUCGACGGCUGCUGCGGAGGCGGACCCCCAGCGCUUCUCAUCAGCGGACUCGGUGAUCCGGAGCCGCAGUCGAGAGCCCUCGACCGCGCGGGAUGUCCACGACCCGUCGCCCGACACGCCGAGCAUGAACUCGAACCACUUCUCCGUCGUCAGCCUCGGCAGCACCACGGCAUCUGUGGCCAACGGCGCCGUCGCGGCUUCGGACGCAUGGGGUGGAACCAAUGAUGCCAAGCGAGCUACGGUGAUGAUGAGCACGGGGGACGCGGCCGGCGGAGGCAGCGGAGGCGGCGGAGGCGAGCGGACCACGGGCAACUACGACUUCCUACUCGCCCGGCUCGAAACCCAGAACGCAAAGCUGACGACGGACCCGAAGGCGAUGCGCAACAGCAUGGACGGCGCGGACAAGCUGCGGGAGAACUUUGAGAAGCUCAGGGAGAAGGACCAGGCGCGGCAUUCCCGAGGCGAGAGCCAGAACCGUGCGCUCAACGGAGUGCCGAUCGCCACUGCGCCCGAGGAGGCAGCGGAGCCUGGUGGCCAGCCGGUCGAAGGCCAUGAGGCCGGCCUCCAUUGGGAGGGUCCACCGGGCGAGGAGCUGGAGGACGAGGCGAUCAACUGGGAGUUCUGGGGAAACGUCAUGAGCAACUAUCAGCAAGUUGCCCGGACGCAGCCGCGAGAGCUGAGCCGGGCGAUCCAGGCGGGGAUACCGGCCGCGCUCCGCGGCAUGAUGUGGCAGCUCAUGAGCAGCAGCAAGGACGAAGAGAUGGAGAUCAUCUACGCUUACUACCUGAAGCAGUCGAGCCCCCAUGAGAAGGCGAUUCGACGGGAUUUGAACCGGACCUUCCCCGAGCAAGACUACUUCCAGGACGGCAAGGGCAUUGGGCAGGAGAACCUCUUCAACGUCGUCAAGGCCUACUCGCUCUACGACCCCGAGGUGGGCUACUGCCAGGGCAUGCAGUUUGUCGUCGGCCCCUUGCUGCUCAAUAUGCCAGACGAGGAGGCCUUCAGCACCUUGGUUAGGCUGAUGAAGUCCUACGACCUUCGCGGCCACUUUACGCCGAACAUGCCAUCAUUGCAGCUGCGGCUAUUCCAAUUCGACCGCCUGCUGGAAGAGUUCCUUCCGCUGCUGCACAUGCACCUCGUCCGGCAAGGCGUCAAGAGCAGCAUGUACGCAAGUCAGUGGUUCAUGACGCUCUUCUCGUACCGCUUCCCGCUCGAGCUCGUUUAUCGCAUUCUGGACUCGGUGUUUGCCGAGGGCGUCGAGGCUCUCUUCCGCUUCGCGCUGGCGCUUAUGAAGCGCAACGAGGAGGAGCUCCUCAAGCUCAACUUCGACAGCGCCGUUUCGUUCCUCAAGCAGUCGCUCUUUGACGUCUACCUCAAGUCCGACGAGGCGGCACCCGAGAUGGCGGCGUCCGGUGACGCCCCGGCCGCCUCCGACGCCCCCUCGGCAGAGCAAGGCGACGCCCCGAAGCGCAAGAAGGUGUACAACACCAACGAGUUUGUGCGCGAUGCGUUUCAGAUCAAGAUUACGCCGUUCAUGCUGGACAGCUACGCGUCCGAGUUUGACGAGCAGGUGCGCGCGGCCAAUGCGCACCGGCGUGAGGUCGAGGCGCUGCGCCUCGUCAACCGCAAUCUGGCGGCGCGGGUCAAGGCGCUCGAGGACCAGCUCAACUCGGUCAACAAGGAGCACGUCGACCUGGUCAAGAGCGUCGUCAUGGCCAAGAUUGCAAAGGAAGAGAUGGCCGAGGAGCUGGUCAAGUACAAGAUGAUGUAUGCCGAGGUGGUGACCCAGGCGGAUCAGGACAGUAGCCAGCGCGGGUCGAUAGGCUUCCAGAACGCCACGCGGUCGUCGAGCUAG
This is a messenger RNA of Pseudozyma flocculosa PF-1, 2811 nucleotides long. RefSeq lists its product as uncharacterized. The transcript is spliced from 9 exons. The record is from RefSeq and is a predicted model, not a curated record. The coding region runs from base 1 to 2811 and encodes 936 amino acids. NCBI's taxonomy places the organism in Eukaryota, Fungi, Basidiomycota, Ustilaginomycetes, Ustilaginales, Ustilaginaceae.